AUGUCACCAGAAGCUCGGCAUCAACUUUGCCAGGAGCAAGUGACUCUCACCCAAGCCUCUGACAAUCUUUCUCGUCCUCGUUACCCGCAGUCGCCAGUGCCGCUCCCCGCAAUAUACAUCAAGGCGAUCGAGCGCUGGAAUGCGGACAAGAGCUUCCAGGCCCGCGUGGAGUCGGUCUCUCUCAGCUCUUCGUCGGCAAUGUCGCCCUCGGCCUCCAAGGACACCAAGGUGAAGUUUUCUUCUCCUUCCGCUGCCACGGUCCUCGGCACUGGCAAGACGACCGGCUCUGGAAUCAUCAAGAGGAAGAAAAAAGACAAGAAAGAGAAGGUCAAGGCGUCCAAGGAGCCCAAGAACACCAACGACUCCAAGGAAUCACAAGAGGUUUCCAACACCGUCGUCAAGCUCGAGGGUCCGCAGAACAUUGACAAAUGGCACGCGUCUCUCAAGGCCACUCUCGGUCCUCUCCAUCACUUUGUGACUCGGCAGUUCGAGGAGCUCGUGAGGCCCCCGGCGGAGGACGUGGCAGCUCGUCGCCAGUGGGAUGCCGACAAGAAAUCGGCCGGGAAAACCCUCAAGUCCUCGCUCGAGAAAGUCAAGAACCUACUGAAAGACAGGCUCGAAAAGUCUGUGCGAGACCGGAACGAUCCCUACAAGUACUACAGUGCCGUAAUGCAGGCCAUGCGGGCCGAGGCGGACCGCAGCAACUUCACCUCGACGCUCGUCGAGCAGGUGUGCGACCUGAAGGUUGCCGACUUUGACAACCUCGCCGCCUAUCAACGCCACACUCAGGAGCUCCGCUGCAAGCUGGCGCUGCUGGGCGCCUACCCCGGCGACCGCUUCAUGGUCCUCGCCGCCGUCAACGGUCUGGGCACCACCAGCCUGACAGAGGGCAUGCUGCGGGUGCUCAUCGCGCCGCCGGCCAAGAGCGAUGGGGUCAAGGACCCUUCUGCCAUGAGCUCCAUUCCCGAGUAGGGCUCGUGGGACGGUCUCAUGCAGCUUUUGUCUACUGCCGCCACCGCCGGCGAGCUCGAGUGGCGACAUAGUCAGGGUGGUGCUGUCGUCAAGAAGGCCGCGCCCGCAGGCGACGUCUAGCUUCGCCGGAACGGCCCGCAAUUGAAACGGAUGCCCAUAAGCAUUUGCGGGUUAGGUUCCCUCUAUCAAGAUGGAAGGCCUCUUAUACCUCGAGCAAUGGCAUCUUGUUCUUUCUUGUUCUUGCGCUUUCAUUAGCCUAUGGAAUCCACAAGACUCUUGACAGCUUCAGGGGGUGGGCCUUGCGCAUCACUUUCCAUUAGCAGCGGUAUAUUCGGCAGACUCAGGGUGGGCUGUAUGUGUCCCCAUAGUUCUUUUAGUUGCCUUAUUUAACAAUUGAUGGAAGAUCGCUG
Messenger RNA from Pyricularia oryzae 70-15, 1382 nucleotides. RefSeq lists its product as hypothetical. NCBI's taxonomy places the organism in Eukaryota, Fungi, Ascomycota, Sordariomycetes, Magnaporthales, Pyriculariaceae. The coding region runs from base 1 to 972 and encodes 323 amino acids. The record is from RefSeq and is a predicted model, not a curated record. The transcript has 3 exons.